Molecule: messenger RNA, 339 nt
Organism: Suillus discolor
Lineage: Eukaryota; Fungi; Basidiomycota; Agaricomycetes; Boletales; Suillaceae
Exons: 4
Coding region: 1-339 (112 amino acids)
Source: RefSeq, a predicted model, not a curated record
AUGUCCGGUAGCUCAGAAAGCCGAUAUAUCAGAGUUGAAGGCAAACCAUCAAAUGCCUCCCCUGCAUUGUCAAUAGAGAUCAGGGCAUCCUAUGAGCUUGGUCGAAUGCUCGGCGGUGGAGAGGUCAUUGGGAAACUUCAAAUGUCAUGGGAUAAGCUACUCGAUCAUGGAGAUCACCCAUUUGAUCUAUCCUUCCCAGCCGUGCGUGGUGUUCAACCUUCCAUCACACUGAAGGUUGCUGUUGUACAUGCUUCGGACGAUCAAAACGGCACACUGUUUGAUCCUGCAAAAUUGCUCGAGACACAGAUGCUGGCCACGUACGACUUGCCGGAUACGUGA